Messenger RNA from Cajanus cajan (pigeon pea), 1263 nucleotides. Its product is annotated as peroxidase RIP1. Gene Ontology annotation, molecular function: peroxidase activity; heme binding. The record is from RefSeq and is a predicted model, not a curated record. Gene Ontology annotation, biological process: response to oxidative stress; hydrogen peroxide catabolic process. Lineage: Eukaryota; Viridiplantae; Streptophyta; Magnoliopsida; Fabales; Fabaceae.
AGCAGGGUAAGAGCACACAACACGAUGGCUUCUAAGAUCCAAUAUCUGUUUGUGCUUGUUUUAGCAUUUAUGAUCCCUUCAAAUGCAAAGCUAAGUCCUAAAUUCUAUAACAAAAUUUGUCCCCAGGCAUUGCCAAUCAUAAGAUCAGUGGUUCAUCGAGCCAUUAUUCGUGAACGUCGCAUUGGAGCAUCCUUGCUGCGUUUGCAUUUCCAUGACUGCUUUGUUAAUGGUUGUGAUGGAUCAGUUUUGCUGGAUGACACAAGGAACUUCACUGGAGAGAAGACAGCCCUACCAAAUCUGAAUUCAAUAAGAGGCUUCGAAGUGGUUGAUGAGAUUAAGGCAGCAGUUGACAAAGCUUGCAAACGACCUGUCGUAUCAUGUGCUGAUAUCUUAGCUACAGCUGCUCGUGAUUCUGUUGCCAUAUUAGGUGGUCGACUCCUAUGGUACCCAGUAUCACUAGGCAGAAGAGACUCUAGAACUGCAAGCAGGGACGCUGCAAACACCAACCUCCCUCCUCCAUUCUUCAGCUUCUCACAGCUUCUCUCCAACUUCGUCUCUCACGGACUUGGCCUCAAGGACCUCGUGGCACUCUCUGGUGGCCACACUCUAGGGUUCGCCAGGUGCACCACCUUCAGAAACCGCAUCUACAAUGACACCAACAUAAACCCUACCUUUGCAGCCUCUUUGCGCAAAACGUGCCCUAGAGUUGGCGACGACAACAACCUGGCUCCGUUGGACCAAACUCCUGCGAGGGUCGACACCUCUUACUUCAAGGAGUUGAUGUGCAAAAAGGGUGUCCUUCAUUCGGAUCAAGAACUGUACAAGGGGAAUGGAAGUGAAAGUGACAGGUUGGUGGAGCUAUAUAGCAGAAACCCUUUUGCGUUUGCGAAAGACUUUAAGGGUUCUAUGAUCAAGAUGGGGAACAUUAAGCCUCUCACUGGGAACAUGGGAGAGAUCAGACGCAAUUGCAGAAGAGUUAAUUAGUGUUGUUGUUGGAGUUACAAGGAUAUGGGCAACAUUAAUAAAGAUUAUUAAUUAAGAACGAGUGUUAAUUAUUAAUUUAUUGUAUGUCAAGCCCUGCAUGCAUGUAAUUUUUAACGGUCGGAGAUUGUGUUAUUUUGUAUUUUAUAUUUUAUUAAGAUUAAUGUGUUAGGUUCAGCUGAUGCUGAACCAAUUAAAUUCAAGUCUCAAAGAAAUCAGCUAAAGAAUAAAGGUCAGAUGAUGCAAAAAUUUGUACUUUUUGAAUGCAUGCACUAAGGGAAU